CCUCACACGCAGUAUUUAUAUGAGAGGGCACCUCUCAUUGUUCCAAAUCCAAUGCCCAGCUCUCCCUCAGGCACCCCCAUACACACAGUAAACACACUCUUUGCUCUGAAAAAUCGAAAAUGCCAACCAGCAAGAAAAAGUACAUUCUCAACACAAUGACUGUAAGCUUAGGUUGCAGCAGCAGUUGUAGAAGGCCAAAACUCUCCUCCAUUUUCCACCCAAAACCAAGAUAUAAAUCACACUCUUAUCUCCACCACCAAUACUCUUCUUCAAGCUCAUGGAACACCACCACCACUGCCACCGCCGCCACCACAUUUUCCGACAUUCCACGGGCCUCCUACUCUUCCGACACCGAGUCAGAUAUCAAGAGCUUGAGGGCUGUUCAGGGCUUCGGAAGAAUUGGCAGCCAAAGCGUGGCGGUCGAGAAGGACUCUGACGACCCUUAUCUUGAUUUCCGGCAAUCAAUGCUGCAAAUGAUACUGGAAAAAGAGAUUUACUCAAAGAAUGAUCUUAAAGAACUUCUUAACUGUUUCUUGCAGCUCAAUUCGCCAUAUUAUCAUGGAAUUAUUGUAAGAGCUUUUACAGAGAUCUGGAAUGGGGUUUAUUCAGCGAGGUCUUCCUCCCCCAGGUUGCAUGGAGUGGGGAUGUCACGUGACCUUUAGGUGAUAUGCACUUGCAAUGCAUGUCCAACUUGUUAUGAUUAAAGUCUUGUCAUUUUGUGUCUGAAUAUUAGUAUGAUAAACAGAACCCAUAAAUUACAUAAGAGGUUCUUGUUUUGAUUAGCGAUAGGUAGGGAAAAGAAAAGGUUUAAUUUUCACGGCAUUUUUAAUUUCCUUGUAUUAGUUUCAUGAAGAAAUGUAAAUGCUGCUCAGGGAGUAAAAAAUACUGUGAAAAUUGUGAUCUUUCAGCAGCUAUUAGUGAAUGCAAUUUUUCUUUCGUCCGUUUUAGUUAAUGAUAUGUACUAUUUGGCCUAUGUUUGGCUAAUGUAGUAAACAGUUUAUAAAUGUUAA
This is a messenger RNA of Olea europaea var. sylvestris, 1010 nucleotides long. RefSeq names its product transcription repressor OFP6-like. Gene Ontology annotation, biological process: negative regulation of DNA-templated transcription. Bases 120 to 662 code for a protein of 180 amino acids. The record is from RefSeq and is a predicted model, not a curated record. Lineage: Eukaryota; Viridiplantae; Streptophyta; Magnoliopsida; Lamiales; Oleaceae. The transcript has a single exon.